GUAUGCGCAGGUGCCGCCUCUGAUGGGAAUAUCAAUGCCACGGAGUCCUUAACAAUGGCUACCAUACUGAAUGGAACUGAGAAGUUUGAAACUCCCACCAAACCAGCACCCAGUCCUGUGUUUGACAUUAAAAUUGUUUUCGUCAGUCCAACCAGUGUGGGCCUCACCUGGGAAAACAAUGACACAGUUGCUUCAAACUACACUUGCAGAAUAAAGAAUGAGAUGGAUAAGCCAUGGCCGCUCACUGCUAAUGAUCAGAACCGGUGUAACCUCACAGGCUUGCGUCCAGGGACUUCCUACACAUUCUUCAUUGUCCCGGAAAGAUCCAGUCAUAAUUGGGGAUAUCCCAGCAAAACUGUUACAACAAAGCCUCUUCCAGUGUCGGACCUUUGUGUUGCCUUCAUGGGUGUGACGCAGGUUGUUCUUACCUGGAGCAAGGACAAUGGCACUGAAUCUUACCGGAUAGUUCUUCAGAGCACUAGCAACCAUAGCAAGAUGGUUGAUGAUUUAGCAGUCACCGUUUCAGACCUGAAGCCAGGGUUUCGACAUGUGGUCCAGUUUCUUCCAAAAUUACAUAAGACACCAAGUGAUACCACAGAAGGUGGCUUGGAUACCAACAACACAGAGAGAAGCCCAGAGGUGAGACUCCUACCACACAACAGCUCCGUGGCUCCUGGCAAGGAGUCCCGAGGCAUAGAAGUUCAGCUCGUCGGGUUAGAGUCUGACACUCAGUAUACAGCCACUGUUUAUUCUCAAGCAGCGGAUUGCACAGAAGGACGGCCCCAGAACAUCUCUCCCAGUGUUUAUUCUCAAGCAGCAAAUUGCACAGAAGGACAGCCCCAGAACAUCUCUUUCCUCACAAAUUCUGCUCAGGUUUUUGACAUCCAAGUUGUGGUCAUCAAUGCUACAAGCAUGACCCUCACCUGGAAAGACAAAUAUAAUGGGUCGUCUGCUGCCUAUACGUACAAGGUCCAUGUGGCUGGAGGCACUCAUUUCCUCAACUUCACUGUCCCCGAGAAAAGUCUCGUCAUCCUGGGACUCCACUCAAGCACCUUGUACAAUGUCACGGUGUGUCCUUUCCUGGGAGACGUGGAGGGCGUGCCGGGCUUUCUCCAGGUGUACACGCCUCCUGGUCCUGUCUCCCACUUUCAAGUGACACUUGUCCGCUUAAGGGAAAUUGGCUUAGCUUGGAACAGCAGUGACUCAGAUUUCUUUAGGAUUGUUACCACGCAGGAAGAAACUGGAAACCAUCAAGAUAAUGUGACGACCAUCAACCAAACAAUUAUCAUCGAUAACUUAAAGCCUGGAACCAGUUAUCGUUUUGAAAUAUUUCCACAAGGACCCAAUGGGACUGAAGGGCCAUCUCAACAAGUUACAAGUAGAACUGACUCCAGUGCCGUGUGUGACAUCCGUGUGGUUAGUGUCACCACCACCGAAAUGCAACUGGAAUGGCAGAACAGAGACAAUGUUUCUGGAUACAUCUACCAUUUAGUUAUACAGUCUCAGUAUGGCUCCAACAAAACCAACAGUUCUGAGAAGAACAUCAUUCUGGAGGACCUCAUUCCUGGGACAUUGUACAAUGUCACAAUCACCCCGGAAAUAGAUCAAGUCCAGGGGGAUUCGGGCUCCAUCGCACACUACACACGGCCCAGCAACGUGUCCUACAUUGUAGUGGAGCCCAAUACCACAGCAGCAGCCUUCCACUGGGAUAACACAGACGCAGCCUCAGCAACAUACUCCUACCGCCUUGUUAUCACACAGGCUGAAAACAGCAGCAUAACCAAAGUGAUCAAAGACAUGGGAGUCACUUCUGUGGUAGUCACGGAGUUAACACCUGGCUCGUCCUACACAGUGGAGAUCUUUGCACAAGUGGGGGAUGGUCUUGAGUCAGGGCCUGGCUUGGAGUUGUUCUGUACAGAUCCUGCUCCAGUGACCUCCUUCCACUGUGAGGUGGUCCCCAAAGAGCCAGCCUUGGUUCUGAGGUGGGCCUGCCCUCCGGGCACCAAUGCAGGCUUCGGGGUGGGGGUCAGCAGCGCGGUCUGGGAGAAUACCACCCUCGUGGAGAGCUGUGCCUCCGAGAACGGCACCGAGUGCAGCACAAAAGUCACGUAUUUGAAUUUUUCUACCUCCUACAACAUCAGCAUCUCCACCUUGUCCUGUGAGAAGAUGGCUCCGCCCGCCCAAGGCACCUGCACCACCAGCAUCACAGAUCCCCCUCCUCCAGAUGGAUCCCCCAAUAUUACUUCCAUCAGCCACAAUUCAGUAAAAGUCAAGUUUAGUGGGUUUGAAGCCAGCCAUGGACCCAUCAAAGCCUAUGCUGUCAUUCUCACCACUGGGGAAGCGGGCCAUCCUUCUGCAGAUGUUUUGAAAUACACAUAUGAGGAUUUCAAAAAGGGGGCCUCUGAUACUUAUGUGACAUACCUUAUAAGAAUGGAGGAAAGAGGACGCUCUCAGGGCUUGUCUCAAGUCUUGAAAUAUGAAAUCGAUGUGGGGAAUGAGUCCACCACCCUCGGCUACUAUAAUGGGAAGCUGGAACCUCUGGGAUCCUAUCGGGCUUGUGUGGCUGGCUUCACCAAUAUUACUUAUCACCAUCAAAAUGAUGGACUCAUCAAUGGCGCUGAGAGCUAUGUGUCCUUCAGUCGCUACUCAGAGGCCGUUUUCCUGCCUCAGGAUCCAGGCGUUAUCUGUGGAGCCGUGUUUGGAUGCAUCUUCGGUGCCCUGGUCAUCGUGGCAGUGGGAGGAUUCAUCUUCUGGAGGAAAAAAAGGAAAGACGCAAAGAAUAAUGAUGUAUCCUUUUCUCAAAUUAAACCUAAAAAAUCCAAGUUAAUCAGGGUGGAGAAUUUUGAGGCCUACUUCAAGAAACAGCAAGCUGACUCCAACUGUGGGUUCGCUGAGGAGUAUGAAGACCUGAAGCUGGUUGGGAUCAGUCUACCUAAAUAUGCAGCAGAACUGGCUGAGAAUAGAGGAAAGAACCGCUAUAAUAACGUCCUGCCCUAUGACAUUUCUCGAGUCAAGCUUUCAGUCCAGACCCAUUCAACCGAUGACUACAUCAAUGCCAACUACAUGCCGGGCUACCAUUCCAAGAAAGAUUUUAUUGCCACGCAAGGACCUUUGCCCAACACUUUGAAAGAUUUUUGGCGAAUGGUUUGGGAGAAAAAUGUAUAUGCCAUUGUUAUGUUGACCAAAUGUGUUGAACAAGGGAGGACCAAGUGUGAGGAGUACUGGCCGUCCAAGCAGGCCCAGGACUAUGGGGACAUCACUGUGACGAUGACCACAGAAGUUGUUCUUCCAGAAUGGACCAUCAGAGAUUUCACUGUGAAAAACAUCCAGACAAGUGAGACCCACCUUCUGCGCCAGUUCCAUUUCACCUCCUGGCCGGACCAUGGCGUUCCAGAUACCACUGACCUGCUCAUCACCUUCCGCUACCUGGUCCGAGACUACAUGAAGCAGAGUCCCCCGGAGUCCCCCAUUCUGGUGCACUGCAGUGCCGGAGUGGGAAGGACGGGCACUUUCAUGGCCAUCGAUCGCCUCAUCUAUCAGAUAGAGAAUGAGAACACGGUGGAUGUGUACGGGAUUGUGUAUGAUCUCCGCAUGCACAGACCUCUGAUGGUGCAGACAGAGGACCAGUAUGUUUUCCUCAACCAGUGUGUUUUGGACAUCAUCAGAGCCCAGAAAGACUCAAAGGUGGAUCUCAUCUACCAGAACACCACAGCGAUGACAAUCUAUGAAAACCUGGAGCCUGUGAGCAUGUUUGGAAAGACAAAUGGCUACAUCGCUUAGCGGUCCUGCCUCUUCCGGGAGUGAGGCAGCCCGUCACCCCCACCGCGAGGGAAACGCCCGUGCCCACGAGUCUCCUGUCUCCAAUCUUAGUCCUUUGUUCUGUUCUGUUAGAACCAUCUUCCAGCGAGUGUGUUAAGCCGUGGAGGUGGAGGAGUCGGGGCUGCCAGGGUUCGUGUGUGGGCGUGGAUGGAUCGGCUGUAACUCUGCCCACCAGUGGGAUGAAUUCACUUCUCCCCCUCUCCCCUUGAAAAUUGUGGAAAACCAGGAAAAGUGAGCUCUAGGAUUUUCCUUCUUUUUCUUUCCCCCCCCCUUUCUUCAAAAUUGUUUUUCCUUUCUUCUUCUUCUUUUUUUUUUUUUAAGACUAUUUUCUAUGAUUCACACGCUAAAGCCAGGAUUGUGUUGUGUUUUGGAUAUAUUUGAAGUAUCAGAGGCCUAUUUUUACCUACUGUAUCUUGGAAUCUCACCGCUGGAAAAUACUGCAUCGUGGGUGGGUGGUUGUUGUGUAGGGAGGGGCACGCGCGGAGCCCCUUCUGCACGGGUUUUCUAUUUGAACAUGUGCCUUUUUCUGAAUAAUGCUUCCACAGGCAAAACUCAGUAGAUAUCUCUAUUUUUGUAUUGAAUCUCGUAAUUGGAAUAUAUGGGAUAUUUAAACAGUAGUUUAGCAUCAGAGGUCUGCCUGCUGGUCACAUUCCAGCCUCCCAUUUGAUUAGAGGAGGCCUCUCUCUCUCUCUCUCUCUCUCUCUCUUUUUCUCUCUCUCUCUCCCCACUCUGCCACCUUCUCCCACCUCCACAUAACACUUUUCUUCCCUUCCCCUUCUCCUACUUUUCUCCAAAGACUUCUGUUUUGUAACUUAUGUUCCCCCCAGCCCUUUGGUUGGGUGAGAAUUUCUGUAGGGGGUCGGGGUUGGAGGGAAAGGGAGAAACAGGAACAGAAGGAGUUCAUGGUUGACAUCGAGUCUUAUGCCUCUCUCUUUCUCUUUCUCAUUUUUUUUUUGCUGCCCUCCCCCCUUUUUCUCAUUGCUGUUUUUGGUAAGAAGGAUUAUUUAAAGGUGCAAUAUGUGACUUAGUGAUUCACGAUGCUCUGUGUUUUUAGUCAUGUUUUACUCAGGUUGGCGUUUUCUGUGUGUGUGUGUGUGUCAUGUGUACACUGUGUGUGUGCGUGCAUGUGUGUGUGUGCGUGUGUUUUAAAAAAGCGUGGCAAUCUGUGAACAUUCCAGUGGUGAGCUCAGUGUCACACUAACCCUACCCCUCCGAAGUCCACUGGCUUUCUUCUUUCUGCAGUGACACUUAACCGCCCGCCAUCUACUGUACAUAGAAAUACUAAACUCUCACCACAGUUGUUCUGAUAAGUUGAGGUGUACAAAGUUCGAUUUGUAUCAAAGAUGUAAUUAAUUAUUUUUAAAACCUUUUCACUAUACUGCUGCUGUAAUUACUAUGAUUUUUUUUUACAAAAGAAAUAUGUAGAUUAAACCAAUUUUUUUUUUUUUUGCUUUGGGUGGUGUAGUCACCAAGCAUUUAGAAUUUAUGUGGAUUUUAUUUUAUUGGUACAUAACCUGUAAACUUCUCAAGGCAUUAACAUGAAAGGAUUUGUUUCUCGUUAUAUUGUGGCUCAGGUUAUAUUUUUGAAGGUUUGAGUUUCUUCUCCCAUGGACAAUGAAGUGUAUCCAAGGGCUUAUGAAGGAAUCCCCUGGGGAUGACAGAGAUGUGGCCGUUUCUUGCAGUCACCCAUCCUUCUGGAGACGUCAGGACUGCCGGCCUGUCCUGUGAGACAUGGAAGCGCGGGUCCUUAGACGUGGAAGCUUGGGGCAGCCGCCACUGUAGUCGGGAGGGAGCGUUCUCCGGACGCCUGGCUGCUCGCUGGCACUUUGAUGACUGGGUGUGUUACUGGCUAGCUUAGGGAGAGGGGGGUGGGGCAGCCACGGUGGACUUUCACAGCCCUGGAUGUGGUUUGGAGAGGCAGAGCUGCGUGCCCCCCUUCCCUGUGAGGUACUGAAGGGAUACAGAGGAAAGGUCCCGUGGUGUCCUGUGUUGGGGAGAAUUUUACGUCUCAAAUGGAAAUUGCACUUUUUUGUUGAUUUUUUUUUUUUUUUUUUUUUCCAUGCUUGGGUAGGAAGAAGUUUUCCCGGCUCUUCAAUGAGGAUGGGUGGCCAGGCUGGGCGCCCCGCCUCCGCUCUCUCUCUUUCUGUGUGUGUGAGUGUGAGUGUAUGGGGGAAGGGAGUCGCUGGCUUUGCAGGUGGGACUCAGGGAAGCCGCGCAGGACCCUGGCUGUGGGCGAUGGCUUCUGCACCUUCACCACAUGGGUCUGCGGUGAAUGCAGGCCGACCUCAGGGGGAGGGCACAGCGGGGUGCAGAGGCCCCCGGCUCCCCUCUCCCCCACUCCAGAGUGUCAGAAAGCACGGUGACCACUACCUGUGUUCCGUCCCACGGGGGUCUCCUCAGCCCCACUGCCAGGCAGAAAUCAGAGGAAACAACCUGCUCCUAAAAAGAGUCCUUGAAAAGAUUAAAGCAAAAAUAUACAUACUGUAAUU
Dipodomys spectabilis (banner-tailed kangaroo rat) is the source of this 6308-nucleotide messenger RNA. RefSeq names its product protein tyrosine phosphatase receptor type J (gene Ptprj). Gene Ontology annotation, molecular function: protein tyrosine phosphatase activity; cadherin binding. The transcript has 24 exons. The record is from RefSeq and is a predicted model, not a curated record. Lineage: Eukaryota; Metazoa; Chordata; Mammalia; Rodentia; Heteromyidae. Gene Ontology annotation, biological process: protein dephosphorylation; angiogenesis. The coding region runs from base 55 to 3780 and encodes 1241 amino acids.